Molecule: messenger RNA, 1952 nt
Organism: Populus nigra (black poplar)
Lineage: Eukaryota; Viridiplantae; Streptophyta; Magnoliopsida; Malpighiales; Salicaceae
Product: tubulin beta chain-like
Exons: 3
Coding region: 210-1559 (449 amino acids)
Biological process (GO): microtubule cytoskeleton organization; mitotic cell cycle
Cellular component (GO): cytoplasm; microtubule
Molecular function (GO): structural constituent of cytoskeleton; GTPase activity; GTP binding
Source: RefSeq, a predicted model, not a curated record
GCGCCUGUCUGUCCAUCUGUUCCCUCUCUCUUCUGUUGCCUCACAUGGAAAUGGCACAACACUUGAAAAUAUCCUGUCCCGCUCUCCUGUUUUUACCAUCUUAACCCCCGUCUCUCCCUCCCUCUCCUUCCAUAUAUCAACCCCCUCCCUCUUCCUCUCCCCCAUCUCUCUCUCGAGACUCGUUCCUCUCGAAAAAACAACCAAACAACAUGAGAGAGAUCCUUCAUAUUCAAGGAGGCCAAUGCGGUAACCAAAUCGGUGCCAAAUUCUGGGAAGUUAUAUGCGACGAGCACGGAAUCGAUCAAAACGGAAAGUACUCCGGCGACGCGGCGUCUUCUGAUCUUCAACUGGAAAGGAUCAAUGUGUAUUACAAUGAAGCUUCAGGUGGAAAAUAUGUGCCGAGGGCGGUCCUUAUGGAUCUUGAACCGGGUACUAUGGAGAGUAUUAGAUCCGGUCCGUAUGGACAGAUCUUUAGACCUGAUAAUUUUGUGCAUGGACAGUCCGGCGCUGGUAAUAAUUGGGCUAAAGGUCAUUACACUGAAGGAGCUGAGCUGAUUGAUGCUGUUCUUGACGUUGUCAGAAAAGAGGCUGAGAAUUGUGAUUGCUUGCAAGGCUUUCAGGUGUGCCACUCGCUUGGAGGUGGUACAGGUUCUGGCAUGGGAACACUUCUAAUUUCAAAGAUCCGAGAGGAAUAUCCUGACAGGAUGAUGCUUACAUUCUCUGUUUUCCCUUCACCAAAGGUCUCGGACACGGUUGUGGAGCCAUAUAAUGCUACCCUCUCAGUGCAUCAGUUGGUAGAGAAUGCUGACGAAUGCAUGGUUCUUGACAAUGAAGCACUGUAUGACAUAUGCUUCCGGACUCUAAAGCUUAGCACUCCAAGCUUUGGUGACCUUAACCAUUUGAUCUCAGCAACUAUGAGUGGUGUAACUUGCUGUCUGAGGUUCCCUGGUCAGCUCAACUCUGACCUUCGCAAGCUGGCUGUAAACCUGAUCCCAUUUCCCCGUCUUCACUUCUUCAUGGUAGGGUUUGCACCACUCACAUCUCGUGGUUCCCAGGGGUAUAUCUCCCUCACUGUCCCAGAGCUGACCCAGCAGAUGUGGGAUUCCAAGAACAUGAUGUGUGCUGCUGACCCCCGCCAUGGCCGCUACUUGACAGCCUCAGCCAUGUUCAGGGGCAAGAUGAGCACCAAAGAGGUGGAUGAACAGAUGAUUAAUGUGCAGAACAAGAAUUCAUCAUAUUUUGUGGAGUGGAUUCCCAACAAUGUGAAGUCUAGUGUGUGUGAUAUUGCACCAAAAGGUCUGACGAUGGCAUCAACUUUUGUGGGGAACUCCACGUCAAUCCAGGAGAUGUUCAGGAGGGUGAGUGAGCAGUUCACAGCCAUGUUCCGUCGCAAGGCCUUCUUGCACUGGUAUACUGGGGAAGGGAUGGAUGAGAUGGAGUUCACUGAAGCAGAGAGCAACAUGAACGAUCUCGUGGCAGAGUACCAGCAAUACCAGGAUGCAACAAUUGAGGAAGAUGGUGAAUAUGAGGAGGAAGGUGAAGAGAACUAUGAUGCCUAGGGAGCGUAUGAUCUGUGCUGUGCUAUUUCAUCAAAGCUGUAAUGGGGUUUCAUCAUCUGCCAACCCUGCUGGGUAUCUAAUACUAUAUUCUUUUGUUGUCUUGAAAUUCUCUCUUCCACAGGGUCAUUUCGUUGCUUCUUUUCUAUAAAGCACUUGAAUAAGGAAUUUCAUAUCUGUCGGUGCCUCUUCGCAAAGGGACCGCAAUUGUAUUGUAUUCCCUUAGCGCUCGGGAAUUAUUUCCUGGAAGCGCCUGGGGGCAGGGGAUUGUUCAUUUAGUUGUGAAUUUACUGCGCAUGAGCAUGGACGUGAAAGCCACCAGUGCAGAUGCUUUGUAUAAAUAUUAGUUAUGCAUGCUCUUAUUAUCCACCGAUGUCAAAUCCACAUUUGGGUUUA